UUGCAGUUCUGGAUCUCGGUUCUGGAAGAGAUGGCGACUGCGACUCGGCUGCUGGGACGGCGUGUGCGGAGCUGGAAGCUGCGGCCGCAGCUGUCGCCCCUGGCCGGCCUCGUUACCCAGCGCGCCCAUUCGCUGUUGCCUGUGGACGAUGUGAUCAACGGGCUAAGCGAAGAGCAGAAGCAGCUUCGACAGACCAUGGCUAAGUUCCUUCAGGAGCAUCUGGCUCCCAAGGCCCAGGAAAUUGAUCAUAGCAACGAGUUCAAGAACCUGCGAGAGUUUUGGAAACAGCUGGGGAGCCUGGGAGUAUUGGGCAUCACAGUCCCUGUUCAGUAUGGUGGCUCUGGCUUGGGUUACCUGGAACAUGUGCUGGUGAUGGAGGAGAUAUCCCGAGCUUCUGGAGCAGUGGGUCUCAGCUAUGGCGCCCACUCCAACCUGUGCAUCAACCAGAUUGUGCGCAAUGGGAAUGAGACCCAGAAGGAGAAAUACCUCCCCAAACUGAUCAGCGGUGAGUACAUUGGAGCCCUGGCCAUGAGUGAGCCCAAUGCUGGCUCUGAUGUUGUCUCCAUGAAGCUAAAGGCAGAAAAGAAAGGAGAUUACUACAUCCUGAAUGGCAACAAGUUCUGGAUCACCAAUGGCCCCGAUGCUGAUGUUCUCAUUGUCUACGCCAAGACAGAUCUAACUGCUGUGCCAGCUUCUCGGGGCAUCACGGCCUUCAUUGUGGAGAAGGGUAUGCCUGGCUUUAGCACCUCCAAGAAGUUGGACAAGCUGGGCAUGAGGGGCUCUAACACCUGUGAGCUCAUCUUUGAAGACUGUAAGGUUCCUGCUGCCAACAUCCUGGGUCAUGAGAGCAAGGGUGUCUACGUCCUGAUGAGUGGGCUGGACCUGGAGCGCCUGGUGCUAGCUGGCGGGCCCCUUGGGCUCAUGCAGGCAGUCCUUGAUCACACCAUUCCCUACCUGCACGUGAGGGAAGCCUUUGGCCAGAAAAUUGGCCACUUCCAGUUGAUGCAGGGGAAGAUGGCAGACAUGUACACCCGCCUCAUGGCAUGUCGGCAGUAUGUCUACAACGUUGCCAAGGCCUGUGAUGAGGGCCAUUGCACUGCUAAGGACUGUGCCGGUGUGAUUCUUUACGCAGCUGAGUGCGCCACACAGGUAGCCCUGGAUGGCAUUCAGUGUUUCGACAAGGUUGCACAGCCACCCUAGCAAAUGGCCAGCAAGGGGCGCCGACCCAGGGCUUGCCUGGUGGAAGCUGAAAUACAGGAUUCCAGUAGCAGUUGUUGGACUCGCAACCUAGGUCAGGUCCAGGGUCUUCCCUGUGUGUCCCUCCGCCGAGGCACCUGGCGCCACCGAGCGCUGCACUGGCUCGUCGGACCAGCUCGGAUGCAGCGUAGAGCUCGCCUGACCCCUGCCGGCUGCACGCGGAGUCGCAGUCGCGCAGGGCCCGCGGCACUCCGCCCUUCACUGGAGUGCCUUGGAUGCACGGAUUCCAGUCAGAAAUUACACGACUCAGGGAUCAACGAUAUUUUAUUUUAUUAAACGAGGACAUUAAAGAGGAGAUAAGUGGCUGUCAUCUAGCACCAUUUUAUACAAGAAGGGCCACAUGUAACAAAAAGAAAAAACAUAAACUCAGAACAAAGGCCAGGGUUGUAUUAAAUUUUCGUAUGUGCUUUCUGUGUAUGGUUUCAAAAUAUUGUAGUAUGAAAAGGAUUUUUUUUUUUUUAAAGAUUGUCUCCUUUCUCUCCCUGCCACCCCCAUUGCCAUUCCUAGGACAAAAUCACUUUGAGUCUUUAGGGGGUUUCUUUUGGUAAUUCAUACCUCUAAGUGAUAGGCUUAUUGAUUGAUUUAAUUGGAUAUACUUGUAAGGAUAGUUCUUUAAAGUUCUCACAUUUGAUUUCUGACAAUCUCACUAUAUGCUCUUCCACCACCACCACCCCCACUUCCGGGGACCAGCCCUGUUGAUUUGGCAAGCAUUUGGAAGCCCUGGGAUCAGGUGGUACAGAGCCCUGUCCAUAUUCUUGGCUGGCCCCUGCUCCUGCCGAGACCCCAGAGCCACACUAGUGCAGGGUGAGGCCUUUCACCUUCCAUGCUCCACCUGGUUAUUCUAUCAAGAAGCCAUUCUGAAAUUUGGCCUCUCCUGCAUUCACCUCUCUCCUCCCCUGACAGAAGCUAGCCUGAUAUCUCUUAAAUAUUGCUUGGAUCCACAACAAUCUGCCAACUUUCCUGCCUACUUCUAGUCUACACCCUCAAUCUAGUUCUAUACUGAUCCAGUGGGGUCUAUCAAGCUCACCCAUAUAUCCUUCAGCAGCUCCCAGCACCUUUAAGAGCUAAGAUUUUAAGCUGGGCAUAGUGACACGUGCCUGUAAUCCUAGGUACUCAAGAAACUGAGCACGGAGAAUUGCUUGAGACCAAGAGUUCAAGGACAGCUUGGGCAAUACAGCAAGACCCAGUCUCAAAAAAAAAAAAACCUAAGGUUUUGCAAGGCAAAUAUGGCUCUGACCUCCCCCUCCUGUUAACUUCCCUCCCUCCCUACUGAGUGCCUGUGUUCUUGUUGAAAGUUCUCCUUGCUGUAUUUUCUUAGCUUGUGCCCUAACUGAUCCUUCAGCCAAGAAAUCCUUUCUGCUCUUUCCUAUGCUCUUGCUUCCUUGUCCCUAAAGCCUCAAUCCAGGGCCUGCCUCCUCCAGGAAGACCUCUGUUCCCCAGCCUUUCCCCAAUCCUGUCCCCACCUCACCCAUCCCCCCUCAGCAUAUCUGCAUCAUUGAGCUUGCCAUGCAGUUGUACUUAUUUUAUGUGUGUCUGUUUCCCCUGCAUUAGGCUAUGAACUUGGGGAACGGGUCUGAUUUCACCAUCCAGUACAGUUCUUGGCAUAUAAUAGAUGCUCAAAUGUUUAUUGAAAGAGUAGAUAGGUAGUCAUGUAACAAUUAGCUCACAUUUUGCUGGUACCAUAGGUACUUGGGUGUGUGGUCACCUCUAGUGUUAUUUAGGAUUUUUGAGGUCAAAGACCAUCUCCCACUUCUCCGAAUCCUUCAACAGCACCCAGUGCUUUCAGUGAGUACUCAGUUGCUAUGUUCAUGCUGAAUGAGUGAAACAACAGGUGGGCCAGAGCCCUGGCCUAAUCCCAGAGUUGGCACAAACAGCAGGGCCAGCCGGCUUUGCCUGGCGGUGCUCUCCUCAGGCCUUCCCACCCUGCCUGGAGUAGUUAGGGCCCAGCUGCAGAAGAGAGGCCCUCACCCCCCAUAUCCUCUGACCCACUCAGAAACUGAAGAAAGGAGCUGUUAUAAGGUACUCUGACUCCUCCUCUGCCAGCUGGGGACAGAAUGGGGGCUGAAUGGAAAAGGGGGGCAGAGUAGGGCUAUUGUGUAAAAUGUAUAGUAUAUGGAAGAGUAUGUAACAUGCAUAUAGGCAGGGUAAAAUAUAAAGUACCAGUACCCAGGCCAAUAAAGAAAAAAUAUUCCAAGUAUCUUUGAA
Molecule: messenger RNA, 3462 nt
Organism: Marmota flaviventris (yellow-bellied marmot)
Lineage: Eukaryota; Metazoa; Chordata; Mammalia; Rodentia; Sciuridae
Gene: Ivd
Product: isovaleryl-CoA dehydrogenase
Biological process (GO): L-leucine catabolic process
Cellular component (GO): mitochondrion
Molecular function (GO): 3-methylbutanoyl-CoA dehydrogenase activity; flavin adenine dinucleotide binding
Source: RefSeq, a predicted model, not a curated record